CCAUUUCGAGCUUCUCACACCCACUUCAAUGGCCAGCUCCUCAUUCCAAACUCCAUGGCCCGCUCUUCUCGCUCUCGCUAUUGUCAUGUCAUUGGGGAUAACCCUCGCGCCGCGAGCGGAGGCGGCGCGGGCCUUCUUCGUGUUCGGGGAUUCGCUCGUCGACAACGGCAACAACAACUACCUCGCGACGACCGCCCGGGCCGACUCCCCGCCCUACGGGAUUGACUACCCCCCAACCCACCGGCCCACGGGCCGGUUCUCCAACGGGUUCAACAUCCCCGAUUUCAUCAGCCAGGAGAUUGGGUCAGAGUCCACGUUGCCAUACCUGAGCCCCGAGCUCGGAGGGCAAAGGCUGCUUGUGGGUGCAAACUUCGCUUCAGCAGGAAUUGGAGUUCUCAACGACACUGGAGUUCAAUUUAUCAAUGUAAUAAGGAUGUAUCAGCAAUUUGAGUACUUUCGGCAGUACCAGCAAAGGGUGGCUGCAUUGAUCGGGCCCGAACGCACCAAAAAGCUCGUGAACCAGGCCCUCGUGCUCAUCACCGUCGGAGGCAAUGAUUUCGUGAAUAACUACUUCUUGGUGCCAUACUCCGCAAGAUCUCGCCAGUACUCUCUCCCUAAUUACGUCCGCUAUGUCAUUUCCGAGUUCAAAAAACUCCUCAUGAGGUUGUACGAUCUCGGGGCGCGGAGGGUCUUGGUGACGGGCACCGGACCACUGGGGUGCGUACCGGCGGAGUUGGCAAUGCGGAGCCGGAACGGGCAGUGCGCUGCUGAUCUGCAGCAGGCGGCAUCACUGUACAACCCUCAGCUCGUCCAGAUGCUCAAGGAUCUCAACAAGAAGUACAAAUCGCAGGUGUUCAUCAGCGCCAACACCCAGCAGAUGCACAAUGACUUCAUCUCCAACCCUCAAGCAUACGGAUUCAUCACAUCGAAGGUGGCAUGCUGCGGGCAGGGGCCGUACAACGGGAUCGGGCUUUGCACGGUGGCGUCGACCCUGUGCACCAACAGGGACCAAUACGCGUUUUGGGACCCGUUCCACCCGUCGCAGAAGGCCAACCGUCUGAUCGUCCAGCAGAUCAUGACCGGUUCCACCAAGUACAUGGACCCCAUGAACCUCUCCACCAUCAUGGCCAUGGACUCUAGGCUCUAAAUCAUGAUAAUGUCUUUCGUUUUCUCUCUAAUGGCUAUGUACCAUCUACUUAAAUCUUUGUGAAGGACUUAGUUAAUAAUGGUAAUUAAUGCAUUUUAUGAGACA
Messenger RNA from Syzygium oleosum, 1252 nucleotides. RefSeq names its product GDSL esterase/lipase At5g33370-like. The record is from RefSeq and is a predicted model, not a curated record. Bases 29 to 1147 code for a protein of 372 amino acids. Gene Ontology annotation, molecular function: hydrolase activity, acting on ester bonds. The transcript is spliced from 5 exons. NCBI's taxonomy places the organism in Eukaryota, Viridiplantae, Streptophyta, Magnoliopsida, Myrtales, Myrtaceae.